UGCAUAUUAGCUAACUCUUCCAUUUCACUAUUUAUAGAGCAUAUUCUUUCAUCACAGAACUCAUCAACUUGUGAAUAUAUUACAAGAUGUGUAUUGCUGUGUUUAUGUGGCAAGCCCACCCUCUGUACCCUUUUCUUCUCUUGCUUAACAGAGAUGAAUACCACAAUAGGCCUACAAAGCCGGUGGGGUGGUGGGAAGGCGGUGAAAUAUUAGGCGGCAAAGAUGAAGUUGCCGGUGGAACAUGGCUAGCCUGCUCAAAACACGGUAGAGUCGGUUUUUUAACAAAUGUGCUGGAGCUCCAUACACUUCCCGAGGCUAAAAGCAGAGGAGACCUCGUCGUCCGUUUUUUGGAGAGCGAAAAGUGUCCGAAGGCAUUUGCAGAAGAGUUGGUGAAAGAAGCAAAUGAGUACAAUGGUUUUAACCUGAUUGUAGCAGAUCUUGCUUCCAAAUCAAUGGUUUAUGUGACAAACAGGCCUAAAGGGGAUCUCGUUCCGAUUAAACAAGUUCUUCCGGGAAUCCACGUCCUUUCAAAUGCUACACUCAAUGCACCGUGGCCCAAGGCGGAGCGUUUGAAACUGAACUUUAAGCUGCAAGUCAAGAAAUACGUCGAAGGGGAACUCUCGGUGAAAGAAAUGGUGGAGAAGCUAAUGAGAGACAGGGUAAAAGCUGAUAAAAGCAUGCUGCCAAAUAUAUGUUCACCUGAUUGGGAGUUCAACAUAAGCUCCAUUUUUGUUGAAGUAGACACCCCACUGGGAAAAUGCGGCACUAGAAGCACAGCUGCACUGACUGUAAAAGCUACCGGAGAGACCAGCUUUUACGAGACUUGUCUCAAGGGGGACGUAUGGAAGCAGCAAACCUUCAAAUACCGUAUUAAGAAACUGUAAUCGUACAUCAACAAGCUUACUAUGUUUACUUUCAUAUUUGUUUGCAUGCAUUACUAUCAAAUUUAAUUCCUUUAAAUUCAAUUAUCAAUGAAAAAUAAACAGAACAGAUUAA
Molecule: messenger RNA, 996 nt
Organism: Erythranthe guttata (spotted monkey flower)
Lineage: Eukaryota; Viridiplantae; Streptophyta; Magnoliopsida; Lamiales; Phrymaceae
Source: RefSeq, a predicted model, not a curated record